Messenger RNA from Metschnikowia bicuspidata var. bicuspidata NRRL YB-4993, 879 nucleotides. RefSeq lists its product as uncharacterized. Gene Ontology annotation, cellular component: cytoplasm; membrane. Lineage: Eukaryota; Fungi; Ascomycota; Pichiomycetes; Serinales; Metschnikowiaceae. The annotation marks the transcript as partial. The record is from RefSeq and is a predicted model, not a curated record. The transcript has a single exon.
CUUAUCAACGCCAUCCGCAUCCAUAAUGUGCCCGUGCUCAAUAUGUGCAUUGUGGCAGUUUUGGGGAUAUUUCUAGUCAAACUCACAACCAAAUACAAAGACUUGUACAUGAAAAACUCGCUUGUGACGAUCAUUGUGACCAAUCUAGUCUUGUACGGCAUCUCCGAGACGAUGGCCCAGUCCAUCUUGAGUUUCUCCAUGCAAGCCCCGGCACUUUCUGUUUCCCUUUUUGAUACCGAAAAUCUCAGGAAUCCGGCUGCAGUUUCUGUCAAUAGCCCUGUAGCCUUAGGCCUGCAGCCACGGGUCCCAGGCGGUUUCCAGCAGGGGUCAGGAAGUGUCCACGAGGAGAUGGAAAGCGACGACUCGGACGUCGACGAUGAAAAUUUGGAUCGCUUUCUCCGUCUUAUCCGCUCAGACACGAGUUUGCCGUACCAAGAACUGUUAAGCGACGAGAAUGUCGAACAGACCUACGAGCUUUCGUAUUUCAAGUUUAGCCGGUUGGCCGGGUUCAUGUGCUGGGGCUUUGGCAUGGCAUUUGUCCAAUGUUGGUGGUACAGGUUCCUACAGAUAUACUCCAAACAGCCACAGUUCAUCGAAGUCCUCCGGAAGGUGUUGUCGGACCAGUUCUGUUUUCUGCCCGUGUCGUUGUUCUGCUUUUUCACCUAUGGGACGAUGGUCUUGGAAAGCGGCACGUGGGACGACGCCCGGGCCAAGUUGCGCAAGCUCUAUCUCCCAACGUUGGUCAUCAACUACUGUGUGUGGUUCCCCGUGCAAUUCGUCAACUUCUUGCUUGUACCACGUGAUUUCCAGGUCCCGUUUUCGUCGUCGAUCUCAGUCCUUUGGAACUGCUUCUUGUCCAUGAGAAACUCGUCCUCGUGA